Molecule: messenger RNA, 2577 nt
Organism: Rotaria sp. Silwood2
Lineage: Eukaryota; Metazoa; Rotifera; Eurotatoria; Philodinida; Philodinidae
Source: the annotation of a GenBank genome assembly
AUGUCAAAAUCAGCAUCAAAACCUCCUCUAACUGAUAAAGAUCGUCGUAAACAAAUAUCGAUUCGUGGUCUACCAAUAUUAGAAAAUGUUGCAUCUGUUAAGAAAACAUUCAAUCGUCAUUUACAUUUUACUAUUGUUAAAGAUCGCAAUGUAGCUACAAAUCGUGAUUAUUUUUUAUCAACAGCAUAUACAGUACGCGAUCAUCUUGUUGGUCGAUGGAUUCGUACACAACAACAUUAUUAUGAAACCGAUCCAAAACGUGUUUAUUAUUUAUCAUUAGAAUAUUAUAUGGGACGUUCAUUAUCAAAUAUUAUGAUUAAUCUUGGUAUUGAAUCGGAAUUAGAUGAAGCAUUAUAUGAAUUUGGUUUGUCAAUUGAAGAAUUAGAAGAACUUGAAGAAGAUGCUGGUUUAGGUAAUGGUGGUCUUGGUCGACUUGCUGCUUGCUUUCUUGAUUCAAUGGCUACACUUGGUCUAGCUGGUUAUGGUUAUGGAUUACGUUAUGAAUACGGUAUAUUUCAACAAACAAUCAAAGAUGGAUUUCAAUGCGAAGAACCUGAUGAUUGGUUACGUUAUGGAAAUCCAUGGGAAAUUCCUCGACCAGAAUAUCAAAUACCCGUUAAUCUUUAUGGUCGUGUUGUCGAUCAAAAUGGAAAACCAAAAUGGGUUGAUACAAAAGUUAUCAUGGCUAUGCCAUAUGACACUCCAGUACCAGGUUUCAAUAACAACGUUGUUAAUACACUUCGAUUAUGGAGCGCAAAAGCUGCCCAAAAAUUUAAUUUUCAGUUUUUUAAUGAUGGAGAUUAUCUUAAUGCAGUUAGUGAUCAAAGUUUAGCUGAAAAUGUAACACGAGUUCUAUAUCCAAAUGAUAAUUAUAUGCAAGGAAAAGAACUUCGUCUUAAACAAGAAUAUUUUCUUGUUGCUGCUACUUUGUCGGAUAUAAUUCGAAGAUAUAAACAUUCUAAAUUUGGUACAUCUACAACAACUCGUGAUGAUUUUAAUACAUUUCCGGAAAAAGUUGCUAUACAACUUAAUGAUACACAUCCAGCAUUAACUAUUGCUGAAUUAAUGCGUUUGUUAGUUGAUAUUGAAGGUUUGUCGUGGGAGAAAGCAUGGGAUAUAACCAAACGUUCAUGUGCUUAUACAAAUCAUACACUUAUGCCUGAAGCUGUUGAACGAUGGUCUGUUGGUUUAUUAGAACAUGUUUUACCACGACAUUUACAAAUUAUUUAUGAUAUUAAUUUACGCCAUCUUCAAGAAGUUGCUGCACGUUACCCAGGAGACGGUAAUCGUCUUCAAGCUUUAUCUAUUGUUGAAGAAGGUAAUGAUAAGCGUAUUAAUAUGGCUUAUUUAGCUAUUGUUGGAUCUCAUGCAGUUAAUGGAGUUGCACAAAUUCAUUCAGACCUUCUUAAAACAACUCUUUUUAAAUCUUUUUAUGAAUUAUCACCAGACAAAUUUCAAAAUAAAACAAAUGGUAUAACACCACGUCGUUGGCUUGUUUUAAGUAAUCCAAAUUUAAGUGAUGCUCUUGCUGAAAAAAUUGGAGAAGAUUGGAUAACAAAUCUUGAUCAACUUAAACGUUUAAGAGAACACAUUAAUAAUGAAGUAUUCGUACGAGAUAUUCAACGUGUUAAACAAGAAAAUAAACAACGUUUAGCUGAAUGGCUUUUAAAAACACAAAAUCAAAAAAUUAAUCCAAUGUCAAUGUAUGAUAUGCAAGUUAAACGUAUACAUGAAUAUAAACGACAAUUAUUAAAUAUUCUACAUAUUAUUACAUUAUAUAAUCGUAUUCGAGCUAAUCCUGAUGGAAAAUAUGUACCAAGAACGGUUAUGAUUGGUGGAAAGGUUAAUAGUGUUGGUAAAAUUGUUAAUAAUGAUCCUAUUAUUGGUGAUCGCCUUAAAGUUGUCUUUCUUGAAAAUUAUCGUGUAACAUUAGCUGAACAAAUUAUUCCAGCUGCUGACUUAUCUGAACAAAUCUCACUUGCUGGAAUGGAAGCAAGUGGAACAUCAAAUAUGAAAUUUAUGUUAAAUGGUUCAUUAACAAUUUGUACAUUAGAUGGUGCAAAUGUUGAAAUGGCUGAAGAAGUUGGAAAUGAUAAUAUAUUUAUAUUUGGUAUGACGGUUGAAGAAGUUGAAAAACGUGAACGAGAAGGAUAUUGUGCAAGACAUUUUUAUGAAAAUAAUAACGAGCUCAAAAAAGCUAUUGAUCAAAUUAAUAAUGGAUUUUUCUCACCAGAAAAUCCAGAAUUAUUUCAUGAUGUUGUCAAUAGUUUAUUAUGUGACCAUGGAGACCGUUAUAUGCUUUUAGCUGAUUAUGAAAGUUAUAUUAAAAGUCAAGACAGAGUUAGCGAACUUUUUAAAGAUCCAAUUGCUUGGACAAAGAAAAGUAUUUUAAAUAUUGCAGCAUCGGGUAAAUUCUCAAGUGAUCGUACUAUAGCGGAAUAUGCUCGUGACAUUUGGAAUGUUCAACCAGCACUUCAUCCAUUACCUAAUCCACAUGAAGGUCGACCUGGUACAAAACAUGAAGGAGAAGCAACACAUGGUUCAACACAAUCACUUACUGAUUUGGCGAAAAAUUAA